Messenger RNA from Lethenteron reissneri (Far Eastern brook lamprey), 454 nucleotides. RefSeq names its product ubiquitin carboxyl-terminal hydrolase 36-like. Gene Ontology annotation, cellular component: cytosol; nucleus. Gene Ontology annotation, molecular function: cysteine-type deubiquitinase activity. Gene Ontology annotation, biological process: protein deubiquitination; regulation of apoptotic process. NCBI's taxonomy places the organism in Eukaryota, Metazoa, Chordata, Hyperoartia, Petromyzontiformes, Petromyzontidae. The record is from RefSeq and is a predicted model, not a curated record.
UGCAUGCAGUGCUGCAACCACUCCGACACCUUUGACACGUGCCUGGACAUUGCACUCCAUAUUAAUAACUCAUCAGAUCUUGUGGAGGCAUUUGAAGAGUUUUUUAACAAGGAGACGCUGGACGAAUACACCUGCGGAAUGUGCUGCUGCAAGGGGGAAGCGACGAAGACGAUGGCUCUCCACCGCCUGCCCAACGUCCUCACCGUCUCCAUCAAGCGGUACAACCUCUACGGCGUCAAGAUCAACCGGAACAUCACCUACCCGGAGCACCUGGACAUGCAACCCUUCACCUCAACGUCUCAGGGCGAGCCCGCGAUCUACUCCCUGUACUCGGUGCUGGUGCACAAGGGAGCCAACUCCAACAGGGGUCAUUAUUAUUGCUACAAUAAGGUAAUUCCAUUCGUUACUAUCAAACAAAAACAACGCACAUCUGCAAUGCGCCCAUAAUGUUACC